Molecule: messenger RNA, 4035 nt
Organism: Guillardia theta CCMP2712
Lineage: Eukaryota; Cryptophyceae; Pyrenomonadales; Geminigeraceae
Exons: 9
Coding region: 1-4035 (1344 amino acids)
Molecular function (GO): protein binding
Source: RefSeq, a predicted model, not a curated record
AUGGAAACAGGGCUGGUGGAGGUGAGGGACGCGGAGAGCAUGGUGCUCAGGCUCUCGCUCCUGCCCUCCAAGAAGGACGAGGGCAACCUGCCGAUCGCCAUGGCCGUCUCCAACGAUAGCGGGCACCCCGUGCUGUACAUCACGAGGGGAGGGAACGCGUUGGAGAAGGUGACGCUCUUCAAUCAGAAGAACGAGAAGCCGCUGAGAAUGGAGGGAAAGUGGAAGCCGAUCUCUGCUAUCCAAGUCAGCCAUGCUCGCAAGUCCCUGGUGGCCAUAGGGCUGCAGGACGGAGAGGUUCGGAUCUUGGACGCGUAUACCCUGGUGCAAGGCCAGACCCUUGGCGCAAGCAGCGCCGAUGGCGGCAAGCAUGCGGCGGUGACGCCGUUGCGAUCUGCCGUCUGCGGGAUCUCGUUCUGCGAGACGAACGAGAGCGUCAUGGUCGUCUUCCAUCAGCAAGGCGCCAUCGCCGUGUGGAACCUCAAGGACGAGAUCGUCGAGUGCGUGAGAGUGCUGGAGGAAACGAUAGCUCACGGCACUUGGCAUCCUUGGCUGCCCCACCUGUACACCUUGUCCUCUAGAUGCUCAAUUCGCUGCUGGAGCAUCGUUACAGGGAGGAAGGGAGGCGUCUCCGUCGAGGAGGAGCCGCGACUUGCCUGCUCCCGACGACUGGAGUUCUCCUCCUCCUCCUCUGAGAGCAGCAGCGUGCUCGGAUGCUCCAAGGGACCUGCCCACCUGUGCUUCCAUCGCCGUUUCAACCUCUUCUGCAUCGUCUCAUCCCAGCCUCCUCCUCCUCUCAUCUCAGACUCCCAGGCUGUCCUGCCCGUCCUCCAACUCGUCGACCUCCUCAACCCGUCUUGCCUCCUACCGAUCGGCUGCUCCUUUGGUGCAGGCUCUGACUCCGAGCUGAAGAGGACCGAGGGGAGAGGAGCAAUGGAUGAGCCCGGGCAUGCGGUCCGAGAGGACGUCGUCUACCUCCGAGGCUCGUCUGUCUGCGUCUUCCGGCCCCAAUACAAGAAGCCGGUCAGCGUUGGUACCAUCCCAUGUGAAGACAACCAGGGGCUCGGUUGCCAUCCAGUCAGCCUGAGCUACAGCAGCACGUUGCGGAUGGGGCUGCUGCUGCAGGCGAACUCAAGAGGGGGGAGGAACUUCAGCCUCCUGUCUCUCUCCUCCCCUACCCCCUCUUCGUCCUCCCCUGGCGUCAAGAGGCAAGGGGAAGACGGUAGCCACCUGCAGCUGCUGAUCUCGGACGCGAUGCCUGCCAGAGACGCGGUCUUCGUCGGGAGGAAGUUCCUUGCUCUGCUCAGCUCCGCUGGAGAUUCCAUCCAGCUCCAUUUGCUCAACCCGCGCAGCGCGGCCAACACCGAGGAAGGCAGAGGUUCCUUCUCUAGCGCCUGUGCUCGCCUGCAGAGCUCCGAGUUUCUCCUCUGCGAAGCUGCCGUUCCUCACGGGCUGACGCUCGAUCGUCUCUACGGGCGGAUGCAACAGGGCGGAGAGGAGCUAGACGACGUCUCCUCCUCCGCCUCCUCCUCCUCGCCCUCACCCUCGACGAUCGAGCUGCUGGGGCUGGACAGGACUCGAGGUCUCCUCCUCUACUUCAAGGCGGAUGUAGACGGGAAGGAGAUCAGAGUGCGCGAGGAGAGGGAGGAACACAAGCUGAGUCAAGGGGAGCAAGUGAUGCAAGUGAACUGGAGGCCGAGGGCGGAGGAGGCGGAGGAGGCGAAAGAUGCGUCACUUGCCGUCUUGACCUCUCGCAGACUGAUGAUCCUCGACGACGAGGGCAGGAAGCACGUGGAAGUUCCGUUGCCCAACUUGCUCUCGAGCAUUUGGAUAGGCGAGACCCUCUGCGUCUCCUGCAUGAGUCAGGUCUUCGCCGUCUCCCUCGACGGCUUCUGCUCGCGUGUCGCCACCCUCGAGUGCUACGGUGCCGUCUUGUGCUCUUGCAGCAUGAGCUCCAUCGCGUUCCUCUCCCACGACAAGGGGUCGUCCCUCCUCUACACCCGCCGAGUCAACCUGCUCCUUCCGCUCCUCCGCAGCGCUCUCUUCAAGGAUGACGUCAGCAGGGCUCUAGAGCUGGUGAGCUCCUGCGAUGGUGACAUGCUGACGCCCGAGGUUGUCCAGCUGCUCUCCUCCUCCCCCUGCAAGGACUUGGCCAUCGCCGUGAAGGAGCUCUUCCUCAGCUGGCUCCCUUGGCACGACCAGCUCUCCCUCGCCUUCGCCGUCCGUGACUUCGACCUCUGCCUCGCUCUUCUCGACGCUGCCGCUACCAACCAUCCUCCCCUCCUGCAAGAGCUCGGCUCAGUCUAUGCCAUGCUCGCCGACAUCGCUCUCCUCAGCCGCUGCUCCCUCACAGCUGCCAACGCCCUCCUGCGAGCUGGCGCGUGUGGAGUGACUGCGUGCUUGUGGAGGCUGCUGGAGCAGCUGAGGGAGGAAGACGACGUGAAGGGGAUGCGACACCUCAAGCGUUUCGCGGAGCUGACAGGAGACAAGUACCUCGCGCUUGAGUGCUCGCUGCUGCUGGGAGAGGUCUCGGGGCUGGACGACCUGCGGGGCUUCUCCCUCCGGCUCAGCCUCGCGCCCACAUGGGACAAGAAGUUCAGGAGAGCUCCAAUGCCUUCGGCGUUCUUCUCCAUCGUGAACCCCUCGCAGGAGGAGGAGGAGGAUGGGCAAGGGGAGACGAGGAGGUUCACCUUCUCCCUGCAGAACUCGGGGGAGGGAUGGCUGCAGGAGAUCAGAAGCUCGGCGUCGACGCUGAUCCAGCAGCUGAAGGAGGGGAGGGAGGGGACGGCGAAGUCUCCCUCCUCCUUGUCCAGCUGGUUCUCUCAUCGCCUCUCGGAGGACUGGAGCGCUGGGGAGGACAAGUCCAACAGGCCCCCAGCAGCCCCGACAGUACCGCAGCGGUCGCCUGCCUCCUCCGACUUCUCCCCAUCUCGCGCCCCCAGCGAGUCGGCAAGGACUGAGCCUGACGUGGACGAGUUCGGGUUCUCGAUCCGGCCGGACGAACGAGCUCCGGACUCGAACCCCUUCGGGUCGGCCGAAUUGUUCGGGGAGGAAGAGGAGGACGCCGGGCAGAAGCCCCAGCUGCUGGUGAGGAUCCGGUCAGCUGAGGAGUCGAAGGUGGCGGACGCAGACGAGCUGCUGCAUGCCGUCAAGUCGAUGUCGCUGUCGGCGGAGGGGAACGAGACGAACAUGGCCGUGCGAAACAUGCUCGACAUCGGGCUCGGGGCUGGAGCUUCGCUGUUCAGCGAGAAAUCGAGGAGAAGGGCUGGCUCGCGCACUGCUGACUCGAAGCAUGCAUCCACUAAGAAUACGCCGAUAGUUUCGCCGAUGGUCUCUAUCGUGGAGCACGAGGACAUGCCGCACUUCCCCCCUGCCGAACCCUCGAGCGACUCCUUCUCGAACAUGAUCUUCGACUUCGAUCCCUUCGCGGCCGAGAGCUCGAGCGGAGGAUUCAGAAACGAGUUUGACAAUCACUUCGGCUUUGGUGAUCCCUUCAGUGCCUUUGUUGGUGACGGAAAGCUCGCGGAGGAACAAGAAGGAGAAUCAUCCAGCGACUUCAUGCCCUUCCAGCAGGACGCGAGCGCCCAGGAGGGCAGCGGGGACAUGGAGUCUGGGCAGGGUUCAGAGAGCAGCGAGAGGUCGAUGCAGUCGGACAAGGGGAAGGGGAGGACGAGCUUCGGGUCUGUCGAGGACUGGGUGGUGCAGAACCGGGGAGGCAAGUGGCAAGGAGGGAAGGAGGAGCAGAAGCAAGAGGAGGCCGCGCAUGUCGGCAUCGAGGAUGGGAAGGAACAGGGAAUGGAGGACGAGGAGGUUGGAGGUGUUGCUGUGCAUGCAAGUUUGGAGGGCAGUGAGAUACAAUUGCCGGCUCCUCCUCUCGCUGGACAGAGCGCAGGAGGAGAUGGAGGAGGAGGAGAUGGAGGAGGAGGAGAUGGUGACUUCAAAGACCCGUCGAACACACAGGAGCAGCAAAGUGAACCGGGCGGUUGGGUCUCCUUCGGGGACUCGGGCAUGGGAUUCUCUGACGACGAUUUCUCGUGA